AGAGAGAGAGAGAGAGAGAGAGCACUUGUUGUUUGACAGUGUCUGCACUGUGCAGUCAGAGGAGCGAGAGAGAAAAAUGGACGCGCUGCAAUGGAGGAUAUUGCCGGUGCUUACACUGAUCGCUUCUUUCCUACUAUUUUUCUAUUUCCAGUAUCCCUCCCAGCAAUAUCCGAAAAACUGCAGCCUGCUGCCUUUCCAACAUUAUUGGAUCGCCAGCAAGCGCAUUGUGACACCUCAAGGGGUUAUUUCUGGAGCAGUUGAGAUUAAGGAUGGGAAGAUUGCCUCAAUUGUUAAAGAAGAGGAAAAGCAUGGGAAGAUCAAGUCGGAAAAUGUGAUUGAUUACGGAGAGGCCGUUGUCAUGCCUGGCCUGAUUGAUGUGCAUGCACAUCUCGACGAUCCUGGAAGAGCUGAAUGGGAAGGAUUUCCUUCCGGAACUAAAGCUGCUGCUGCUGGUGGGAUAACAACAUUGGUUGACAUGCCUCUGAAUAGUGACCCAUCGACUGUCUCCAGAGAGACUUUGGAACUCAAGAUUAAGGCCGCCGAGAGCAGAAUUUACGUUGAUGUUGGCUUUUGGGGAGGGCUUGUUCCUGAAAACGCGUUCAAUGCAUCUGCUCUCGAGGACCUCCUAGAUGCCGGCGUUCUUGGUCUAAAGUCUUUUAUGUGUCCAUCCGGGAUCAACGACUUUCCUAUGACAAAUGCCAGUCACAUUAAGGAGGGACUGUCUGUACUAGCGAAAUACAGAAGGCCUUUACUUGUACAUGCUGAGAAAGAACAAGAACUCGAAAGCAACUUGGGAGUUGAAGAUGGUAGUAACAAUCCUCGUUCUUAUUCAACAUAUCUCAAGACCAGGCCACCUUCGUGGGAAGAGGCAGCAAUUAAGGAUCUCUUGACCUUGACAAAGGACACAAGGAUUGGUGGCCCGGCAGAAGGAGCUCAUCUUCACAUUGUUCACUUGUCAGACUCGCGCUCUUCAUUAGAUCUUAUUAAGGAAGCGAAAAGUGGCGGUGAUAGUUUAACUGUUGAGACAUGCCCUCACUACUUAGCUUUCUCAGCCGAAGAGAUUCCCGAUGGAGAUACGCGUUUCAAAUGUUCUCCACCCAUCCGCGAUGCAGCCAACAAGGAAAAACUGUGGGAGGCUUUGUUGGAGGGACACGUUGACAUGCUAAGCUCUGAUCACUCACCAACCAUGCCGGAACUUAAGCUUCUCGACGGUGGAGACUUUUUGAAAGCUUGGGGUGGCAUAUCAUCUCUGCAGUUUGUUCUUCCUGUGACAUGGUCAUAUGGCCAGAAAUAUGGAGUGACAUUACAACAGUUAGCUUUAUGGUGGAGCGAAAGGCCGGCCAGGCUCGCUGGACAAAAAUUGAAGGGGGCAAUUGCAGUAGGGAAUCACGCGGAUAUCGUAGUAUGGGAUCCAGAUGUGGAAUUCGACCUCGAUGAUGAAUUCCCCAUGCACGUCAAACACCCAGGUAUUUCAGCUUACUUGGGGACAAAGUUAUCCGGAAGAGUUGCAGCCACAUUUGUAAGAGGAAACCUUGUCUUCGAAGAGGGGAAACAUGCUCCCGCAGUCUGCGGCGUUCCAAUUCUGGCAAGCUGAGAAUGAAAUAAGAACUGCCAAUUGGCGAGCGGAAUCGCACAAAACUCUCUUGUAUAUAUGGUUGUAUGAUCAAAUCUUGUUCAUGUAGGGCUCUGCCAUGGUUAAAUAUUGUUCAUGGCAUCCAUCUUCUCUAGGGUUUAAGUGUACGUAUAGCCUGUUGUUUCCCAGAUCUGUCAUAUUACGUUUACGAAAUAGUUCAUGUGAGCUCGAUUCUCAUAUAUAUGACACAAAUUUUUCGGCUCA
Molecule: messenger RNA, 1837 nt
Organism: Malus domestica (apple)
Lineage: Eukaryota; Viridiplantae; Streptophyta; Magnoliopsida; Rosales; Rosaceae
Product: allantoinase
Biological process (GO): purine nucleobase catabolic process; allantoin catabolic process
Cellular component (GO): cytoplasm
Molecular function (GO): cobalt ion binding; zinc ion binding; allantoinase activity
Source: RefSeq, a predicted model, not a curated record